Messenger RNA from Talaromyces proteolyticus, 1018 nucleotides. RefSeq names its product putative cytochrome c subunit VB. Lineage: Eukaryota; Fungi; Ascomycota; Eurotiomycetes; Eurotiales; Trichocomaceae. The record is from RefSeq and is a predicted model, not a curated record. The transcript has 5 exons. Bases 251 to 838 code for a protein of 195 amino acids. Gene Ontology annotation, cellular component: mitochondrial envelope. Gene Ontology annotation, biological process: mitochondrial electron transport, cytochrome c to oxygen.
CAAUUACAUAGGAGAGAAUGCAUCGGAUGGCAGCUGACUAAGGAUCCUAAAUGAGCCGAGAUAUUUUGGUGGCACUAAACCGCUUUCGGCAUAGAUGACGGAUCCGAGGAAGAACCUCACCACGCAACACCAACCUCACCUCAGCCGAGUCCUUCCCGACCCAAUUGCUCUCCGCUCUUCGCUCUACGCCCGCCCUUUUUUGCGUUUCUGUAUUUAAUUGCUGAAUACACGACUUGGAAAGAAGGGAACAAUGUUUACCUCCCGCGCUGUCUCGGCCAUCGCCAGGCGUACCCCUGUCCGGGCUUUCGCCAAGGCUCGUCCUUUCACCUCGUCGAUGGCUCGCUUCGACAACAAGCUCAACGUUCCUGGCAAAAUUGCCCCAUACGAAGAAAUCAAGACCGAAGAUGACCUUCUCCCCCCCGGAACCAAGCCUGGCCAAGUCCCCACCGACAUCGAACAGGCCACUGGUCUGGAGCGGUUGGAAUUGAUCGGAAAGAUGCAGGGAAUUGACCUUUUCGACAUGAAGCCUCUCGAUGCCUCUCGCAAGGGAACACUCGAGAACCCAAUCAUUGUUAACGGUGCUGGCGAUGAGCAAUACGCCGGCUGCACCGGCUACCCAGCCGAUUCCCACAUUGUCAACUGGUUGACGGUGUCUCGUGAGCGCCCUAUUGAGCGCUGCAACGAGUGCGGUAAUGUGGUUAAGCUGAACUACGUCGGACCGGAAUCCGACCCUCAUGCUCACGAUGCCCACGGCCAUGAUCACGGCCACGGCCACGCCGCCUACGAGGAACCCAAGACCUUUGCAGACUACGUCAAGCCCGAGUACUGGUACCGAUAGAUGCUCAUCAUCCUCAAAUGGAGACGUGUUCUGAGAAUUUUGUCUAAAUCAUAUACACGCCCUGAACCUUGACAGACUCCUCAUUUUUUUUCAUUUGUUAACACCCCAAUCAAUCAAUCACUGUAGUAUAGUCGAGGGAAUAGAUGUGAAAAAGAUUAAACUAAAUAAGAUCAUUGUUAC